This is a messenger RNA of Tetranychus urticae (two-spotted spider mite), 3118 nucleotides long. RefSeq names its product DNA topoisomerase 3-beta (gene Top3beta). Gene Ontology annotation, cellular component: nucleus. Gene Ontology annotation, biological process: DNA topological change; DNA recombination; DNA repair. Lineage: Eukaryota; Metazoa; Arthropoda; Arachnida; Trombidiformes; Tetranychidae. Gene Ontology annotation, molecular function: DNA binding; DNA topoisomerase type I (single strand cut, ATP-independent) activity. The record is from RefSeq and is a predicted model, not a curated record.
GAGUAAAUAAUUGAUUUGUGAAACAUGAAAACUUGCUUAAAAAGUGUCAUUUAAUUUCUUUUGGAAAUGAUCUAAUUUAUAUCGUGAAUUAUUUUACAAAAUCAGAAAAAACUAUUUCCCUCAAAAAUGGUGAUCGUAUUAAUGGUAGCAGAGAAACCAUCUUUGGCUGAAUCAUUGGCAAAAAUUUUAUCUAAUGGUCGUUAUAAGACACGUAAAGGUGGUAAUGGAGCUUGCUCGAUUCACGAAUAUCAUGGACCAUUUCUUGGCUAUAAUGAUGCAUUCUUUAAAUUUACCUCUGUUUGUGGUCAUGUUAUGUCAGUCGAUUUUCCCGGUAAAUACAAUAAUUGGGAUAAAGUAGAGCCAGUUGAGUUGUUUGAUGCACCCAUCAUUAAGAAAGAAGCUAAUCCACAGCUGCAUAUGCCAAAGUUUCUUCAAAGCGAGGCCCGGAAUGCUACUCAUCUUGUUCUUUGGUUGGAUUGUGACAAAGAGGGAGAAAAUAUUUGCUUCGAAGUAAUUCAAGCUGUUGAAACUGUCAUGAGAAUCUCAUUUGGCUCACCUCAGAAUGUUUUCCGAGCCAAGUUCAGUGCUAUCACCGAAAAAGACAUUAAACAUGCGAUGAAGAAUUUAAUUUUUCCUAAUGAAUUGGAAUCAAUAUCAGUAGAUGCUCGACAAGAACUUGAUUUACGUAUUGGCUGUGCUUUCACUCGAUUCCAAACUCAUUUUUUUCAUGGGAAAUAUGGUAAUCUUGAUAGCGCACUCAUUUCUUUUGGCCCAUGUCAAACUCCAACAUUAGGUUUUUGCGUUGAUCGACAUGAUAAGAUUCAAUCAUUUCAGCCUGAACCUUACUGGGUUCUUUUGGUUAAUGUGGGUGUUCCUGGUGGUCCUAACUUUCAACUGGACUGGGAUAAAGGAAGAGAGUUUAAUCAGAAUGUGGCGAAAUCCGUAUUAAAUAAAAUAAAAGCACAAAAGAAAGCUGUUGUCACUAGUAUUUCAAAAAAAGAUAAAACCAAACCUAGAGUGGGAGCCUUGAAUACGGUGGAAAUGCUUCGUGUUGCUAGUUCAGGUCUAGCUAUUGGACCUCAUCAAGCCAUGUCACUCGCUGAAAGAUUAUAUACUCAAGGAUUUAUUAGUUAUCCUAGAACGGAAACUAAUCAAUACCCUGCUAAUUUUGAUCUUGUUGGUUCGCUUAGAACUUUUAGAUCUCAUGAAGAUUACGGAACAGUUGUUAAUCAAAUUCUGGAUAAAGGUGUUGUUAGACCUAAAUCAGGACGUGAUGCAGGGGAUCAUCCACCGAUUACACCAAUGAAGUCAGCAUCUAACAAUACUUUCUCUGACCGAGACUCAUGGCGUCUUUAUGACUACAUAGUAAGACAUUUCAUCGGUAGUCUUGCGGGUGAUUGUAAAUAUGAACAAACAACCAUUAACCUUUCUAUCGGAGACGAAAAAUUUUCUAAGACUGGUUCCAUUGUUUUGGAUCCUGGUUUCACUGAGAUAAUGCCUUGGUUAGCUAUGCCUGCUGAUCAACGACUUCCUCCGACUAUUAAAACUGGAGAUGAAUUUUUCAUUGGAGAGACUAGACUUGACGAGAGAUUAACCAGCCCGCCUGAUUAUCUCAGUGAAUCAGAUUUAAUUUCAUUAAUGGAAAAGCAUGGUAUUGGGACUGAUGCAUCUAUUCCUACUCACAUAAAUAAUAUAUGUGUUCGUAAUUACGUUAAAAUUUCUAGUGGUCGACGUUUAAUUCCUACUAAGUUGGGAAUUGUUCUGAUCCAUGGAUAUCAAAAAAUUGAUAACGAUCUUGUUCUACCGACAAAAAGAGGUGAAAUUGAAAAAAGACUCAAUCAGAUAGCCGCAGGUACCGCUGAUUUCCACCAUGUCCUGCAAAGUACAUUAAGGGAGUUCAGAGAAAAAUUUGACAACUUUGUGAAAAACAUUCAAGCUAUGGAUGAGCUUUUCGAAGUAUCCUUUUCAUCAUUAGCUGAGUCUGGCAAAGCACUAUCUCGAUGUGGUAAAUGUAGACGAUACCUUAAACUCAUCUCUGCUAAACCUGUUCGUUUAUACUGUCCUAACUGCCAAGAAACCCUUUCUUUACCUUUUAAUGGUAGUUUCCGAACAUUCAAAGAACUAAAAUGUCCUCUUGAUGAGUAUGAAUUACUCUAUUUCAAUGGAUUUGGAGGAAAUUCCAAAAGUUUUGUUCUCUGUCCUCAAUGUUAUAACAAUCCUCCAUUCGAAGACAUGAAUAAACUUUCUGGUUGUAAUCAGUGUCCCAAUAAAGAGUGCUUCCAAUCAAUGAUACACUUGGGUAUCGGCAGUUGUCGUUGGUGCUCAUUAGAUGGAACCUUAACUCUGGACCCUGGUUCAGGACACGGAGGAAAGUGGAAAAUUUAUUGUAAUAAAUGUGAUUCUUUUAUGUCUGGACUGAAAGAAGCUGUUAAAGUAACUGUGAAAAGUGAAAAAUGUGCAACUUGUUCGUGUAAAACAAUUCACGUUGAGUACAAAAGAGAGCGCAAUCCCAAUGAAAGUACAGGAUGUGUUUUCUGUUCUCCUGAAAUAUCCUCAGGACUUGUUAGUAUACCUGGUAGACAAGCUAGAGGUAGACCUGGACAGCCAAUGCAACCAGGUAAAGUCCUUGGUAAUCGACAAGUCCAUCAAGAUCAAGACAGAGGAGACGAAAAUCAUCGUCGUGAUCAAGAAGGUUUCCCUGUUAAUAAUGAUCAUUUUACUGAGGGUCGAGGUGAAUACAGAGGUAGAGGUAGAGGUCAUUUUAAUGAAGGACGAGGGGGUCGUGGAGGCCGUGGAGGUCGUGGAGGUCGUGAUGGUCGUGAUGGUCGUGAUGAUCGGGAUGAUCGUGAUGAUCGUGAUGGUGGCUUUUAUGCUGAAGCUGGAAGUAGAGGAGGUCGUGGUGGCGGCGGUGGCCGUGGUGGUCGUGGUGGCCGUGGCGGUCGCGGCGGUCGUGGAAAAGGUAGAGGAAGAGGAGGAAGAGGUGGUCGGGGUGGACGAGACUCAGAUGGUGACUAUAAUCCAACUCCAACAGGGGCUCUCAAACUAUCAGAUUUUCUGUAAACAUUUUCAUGAUUAAUUUAUUUAUAAAAAAAGAUAAAUAAUCGUUUUUUUCUUUAAA